AGAGUUGCUUGCUUGUGUCGUGUUGCUUUCGAUAUUUGCUUGUUAGCUUCACCUUUUUUCUUGACUUGUGGUGAAUAUAACAUCAAAAUGAAUAUAGCAGAACGUGACACUUGAAAAUAAUCAAAUAUAUAUCCUCCACUUUUUUCUCCAUUUCUUUUCCUUUUCAUAUCCUAACAAACCACACUAAAUUCACUCGUGUCUUUUUCAACAUUUUCGUUUCUUCCCACCACGGCAACUCAUCGGAGUACAGACCGGGAACCUUGAAUUCCGGCGGAGAUGGUGUCACUAAAUGAUAAUGCUAACUGGGUUUUUGAUUGUGGGUUGAUUGAAGACGUUCCUGUCCCUGUUGGUGAACAACUUUGUCUUGAAUCUCUUGAUGAAACCCCAAACGGGUCUCUUUGGUCUUCUCAUUCUUUCAAUGAUACUGCCUUUUUAAGUGCGGAAUUCAAUAAUUCAUUUGAGAAUUCAGAUGGUCUCAAGGAAAUUGGGUUUCGAAAACGGGUGAGGCAUGGAUCAGGUAAUGCACCUGGCUCCAAAGCAUGCAGAGAGAAAAUGCGGCGGGAUAGGCUGAAUGACAGAUUCAUGGAAUUGGGUGCUCUUCUAGAUCCUGGAAGGCCUCCUAAAGUGGACAAAUCUGCUAUACUAGUUGAUGCUGCUCGAAUGGUGACUCAGUUGCGAGAUGAAUCUCAGAAGCUGAAAGAGUCUAUUGAGACUCUACAGGAGAAGAUCGAUGAACUAAAGGCAGAGAAGAACGAGCUUCGUGAUGAGAAACAGAAGCUAAAGAUGGAAAAGGAGAACCUAGAGUGGCAACUGAAAGCUCCGAGUCCUCCACCAACCUACCUACCUCACCCCCCUGCCACUCCAUCUCCAUUUUCUGCCCCAGGCCACGUUGUUGGCAGCAAGCUGAUGCCCUUCGUUGGCUAUCCUGGACUAUCUAUGUGGCAGUUCAUGCCCCCCGCUGUUGUUGAUACUUCUCAGGAUCAUGUUCUACGCCCUCCAGUCGCUUAAGUUAUUCAGGCAGGGAUUUGGUGUCUACAUUCUCACAGAGCACUGGAAGCCUUUGUUGCCUUGCUAACUAUGAUUCUUGUUAAUUGUCACAGAUAAUGUUUCUGUUCUUUCAAUUGUCUUUUGUUCUUGUCGAUUUGUAAGUUUAAGAAUGUAUGAGUGCAAUCACUGAUGGUAUAUCUUGUAAUUUUCAUAAAUCAGACUUGGUGAUUUUGGUUUA
Molecule: messenger RNA, 1225 nt
Organism: Populus nigra (black poplar)
Lineage: Eukaryota; Viridiplantae; Streptophyta; Magnoliopsida; Malpighiales; Salicaceae
Product: transcription factor ILR3-like
Exons: 5
Coding region: 277-1008 (243 amino acids)
Biological process (GO): regulation of DNA-templated transcription; intracellular iron ion homeostasis
Molecular function (GO): protein dimerization activity; DNA-binding transcription factor activity
Source: RefSeq, a predicted model, not a curated record